CCACAAAUGAUGCACAAGUGCCGCCAGAGCCAGACACUUGCGACAAACAAAGUGCCAAAUGGUCCUUAGUGCCAAAGUUAAAAAGUCUCUCGUACAGCAAGCGUCAGCAAACACUACAGACAAAAUGACACUAGUAAAAUGACACUGGAUAGUGAAUCUAGGACUAGAUUUACAUUGUUUUGUCUGUGGUAAAAUGUUUGACAGCGUCAAGAAAAAAGCUUCCGCAGGUGUUAAAAAUCUGUAUUUUAUCUGAAAUUAAAGUUAAAAUUGUUGUAUGGAUAUAGUUUUAACAAUUCUAUUAAAAAUAUACUAUUUCCCAGUGGUUGAUAAAGGCAUAUUUUCAUUCUGGAUUCCCAAAAGAGGACUUAUUUAGACAUCUACAAGAUGGAUUUGGCGGAGACGAUGAAGAAUGUGCUCGCGAAGAGUUCGGGGAGCGGGAGUGGAGCGGCGAGCAGCUCGAGCGCAUCGGGCCCGCAUGGUGCGGAAGGCUACGUGACAGAGAAGCUGUACAUGUUGCUGCAGCUGUACCUGCAGAACAAGGGCUGGAGCCCCAGCAUAGAGCUGCUGCAGUGCUUCAGUGACCUCAAAGAAUCAUCCAUGCUUCCUAGUGCUGCUUAUUUACAAAUGAUGGCAUCAAGAGUGGGGUUAGAUGCACAAGGCAGACUAAUAUAUCGUGAAAAUGGAAAAAUAAUUCUGCCAUAUGAACACUUUGCCAAUGCUGUGAUGCUGAAACACAUGAAUGGCCCUCAUGGACUGCAUCUUGGUUUGGAAGCUACUGUCAGAGCAGUUGUGGAGUCAUAUACCAUAGGCCGCGAUCAAUUUGGAAUGGAGAAAGAGUUUAUAGUGGAAGUAGUUCAAAACUGCCCAAAUCCAGCUUGUCGGUACUACAAGAAUCAACUAGAGAUGACACAGAAGUCCAUCCAGCAGCACUUGUCCCAACAACCCACAUAUAUUCCAGGCAGUGGCGCCCUGCCGGACAGCGCGGCGGUGGAGCGGCUGCUGCGCGGCGCCGCGCUGCCGCAGGACUACCAGCUGCCCCUCGCGCCACACCUCGCUGCCCUCACAAAUCUAGCGGGCGAGAAGUCGGAGCGGCGCGCGGAGAAGCUGUCGCAGCAGAUGCUGCUGGGCGCGCGCGCGCACCCGCCCGCCGACAAGUACGCGCACGCGCCGCGCCACGAGGCCAAGCCCAAGCACCACUACACUGACGAGCACAAGCUCACAGACUUUCUGAGAGCAAACUUGGAGAGUCUGGAGUCCCUGUCGGGCGGCGGCGCGAGCAGCGGGCACGCGGAGCGCGCGGGCAGCGGCGCGAGCGGUGGCGCGGGCGCGGGCGGCAGCGCGGGCGGCGGCCAGGAGCGCGUGGUGCGCGCCUUCGCGGAGUUGGCGCGCAACCUGCAGCGCAUGCGGCCCUGCGUGCGCCCCGCCAUGUGCAAGCCCUACGGCAAGCAGAGCGAACAGCUGCAGAAGAUUCUGUUGGACACAAUCCAGUUAGUGCAAUCGCUCCGGAGCUACCUGCCUCCUCCGCACAUUCAGGUCACGUCGUGGAAGAAUGACGACAAACUACGUUCGAAUAACAUGGAAGAGCUGGAGAGUCGCAAAAUUGUUAGCGGUAACUAGCCUUACAAUACACAUGCGUACAUAUUCAUAUGUAUAAUUGUACACACAUACAGUAUGUGUCAUUUAAUUAGGGUUAUUUUAACCCAACGUAUCCUAAACAAAAUAUGCUUAUUUAGAAGUCUUCUUUCAUUUUUACGAAGUUGCUUUAAAAAGGAUCUUAUUAUUUCAUUUUACACGGUUUCGAAUAUUAGGUAUCGAAUCUCUAUGAAAUACAUAAAUCUAUAACAAAAGAAGAAAUCAAAAAACGUAUGAAUACAAUAAAUAUAACUUUUAUCAGUGCAAUAAUUUUCGAUUCCACUAUUUAGUAGACUACCUGGAGAUUCAUGAUGAAAAUUAUGUGUAUUUGUUAUUUAAACAAUAAAAUUAUUUUAUAAUUACAAGAAAACACGCAGGCAGUGUACAUUCAAACAUUUUCCAAAUCAUGAUAUCUUAGUUUUCAUAAUUUAAUAUUAUAUUAUGGUAAUACAUUUUCAGCACAAAAAUUAAUAUUAUACAUAAUAGUUAUAGUUAAGUAUUUUAUUAUUGUUCAUAUUAUUUACUUUAUUCUUGUUGGUGUUUAAUGAUGAAACUAUUCAUCUUGUCUUUUUUCACUUUUUUAAUGUUACGUACGUUUUGUAACUAUACUUUAUUGCUUUUGAUGUUAUAAAAAUAUUAUUGUAAGUUUAAUUUUUAUAGCUCAGUAACGUCUUAAGCGAGUCAGCUGAGUAACUCUUUAAUUUUAUAGCUCAUAUUACAUGGCGUAUAAAGUUCUAUGAAUGUGGAGAUGCGCUUAGAUGGUUUUAAGAACUUUUUUACAUACACAUAAGAUUUUUUUUCUAAAGGCAAUGACUUUUUCUUAAAUCCAAAGAGAACCUGACGUCAUUAUAAUUCAAUUACAUAGAUUGUAGGCUUUAAUUUUAAACGUAUAAUUUACUGGCUGAUUCGCCUGCACGGGCUUCCUUAUGUAUAAGAAUGUAUGAUAUAGGAUGGGAUACGCUCUGUGGCUCUACCUUUUGGUCGGAGACUAGAUACUGUUUUGAAGAUAGAUCUUUAAAACAGAAACAGUGGAUCGACUUUGUUCUGUGAAGUGAUGAUUUGGCUCGAGACGUUACUGGCUCGUAUAAUAUUUACAAUUAUUUGUAAUGUUUUUACAAUUCGUCCUAGUUACGCUAUGUUUAAUCCUGGUUUACUGUUGUAAGUGCAUUAUUUACACUGUGAUAGAGGUGUAAUAGCGGUAGGUUUGAGCGGAGUCUUGACAUGGAUCUUGUAUAAGAAAAGUAUUAUGUAAGUUAAGGAUUUCGAGUGCGAGUUUAUAUCGGAGGUAUGUAAGUAGAUUCUAAAAGUAAAAUAUAAAUAUUAAAUUAUUUUUUAAAGUUAAGCCCAGUUAUUACAGUAAAAAUGAUUUAGCUAUUCGAAAUUAAAAUAAAUGAUGCUAAUAUCGGCUACUUAAAACCUACAUUGGUUCCUUAUAUUUUCGAUUCUUCACUACUUACUGCAGAAUUGGUCGACUAAUUUAUUAUAUUUUAUUGCAAAAAUGGAUUUAAAAUUAGAGUUUGGUAUAAUAAAAAAAAAGCAAUCGCCAUGUCUUGUCUUGUAAAGUGAUAGAGAGGUAUCGUAUUGAAGACUGCAAGUUUUUCACAUUGUCUAGACUGUAGAUGCGUGUAUAAAAUAAGGUUUGAUAAAUAAAUAAUCGUAGGAACGUAAACUCUGUGGAGUAAGCGCUUGUCGAAGUUGAUGAUUUUUGUUUAAAAUUUUAUCUCCUAACUAAUAAUCGUGGUGUAAGUUUUACAACUACAGACUAUAAUUAGCUACAGGCAUAACGCUUAACUGUGUAGGUUCCUGCGGUAGUGGAGCGGUGCGGGAGGGGUGUGGUGACGUGACGCGAGAGCUCAGUGAUUCGUCGACUUGUGACAACUCAUGCUCCCACACUGCCCUGCUAACGCAGGAGCUUCUGAGUUAUGCGCUACUAUUAUACCUACAAUUUUAUAAUUUUAUGAGGUAAAGCCUGGAGUCGUAUUGAGGCGCGCCGAAUCGAGCUGAAACGCGUUGAUUGUUUGUAUUACGAUAAACAAUGCGGGUUGGUGCGGCGCGUCGCUGAUCGGUUGCAAUUCUAUAGUAACAGGUGGCAAAUCAUUGCGGCUCGGUGAGUCAAGUGGAUGCGCCAGUCUUUAAAACUGUGUGAAUGAAUUUUUAAACUUUUUCUUAGCUAAAAAUCUGUCAAAAUUAUGAAUUUAUACCAUGUUUAUCGGUAAGGUGUUAGGAUAAGCCCACACUGCGAAAUUCCACCGCGCGUUUUUUCUGCAGAUCUGUGACGUUAUUGAAAUUUUAAUGCAAAACAAGUAGUGCAAUUUGAAGUUGCAAUAUGGCGGUUUGCGCAGGUCAUAGACUAAGGAUUAAAUCCAUAAACCCGACAGAUCUGUUUUGUACAAUGCGCAGUGAUACGACUUGUGUUUUUAAUGAACCCACUUAAUUUCCAUGUCACAAGAGUUUCUGGUGAAAUUUCGCUGUGCGGAUUUAUUCUUAGUUAUUUUGAUAAAGUUGAAUACUUUUUAUUUAUUUUAGAAUUCAAAAGUUUUGUACUAGAUGGCAUCUGUUUUACUUUUACACAUUUACAUGUGAAUUUUUCAUUAUGUUGAGCUUUAAAAUUUUACAAUUCGAUCUUUUUCUUUGACGUAAUAUUUAUGAAUUUAGAUUUUGAAUUGCUUUUACAGUAUGAUAGUAAUAUAGGUACUAACAUCACAUAUAAAAUCGGCUUCAUAAGUUUAUUAGUGCAAUAAUAAGGCAAAGCCUACAUUUUUUAUACAUUAGCACUUGAAUAUUCUAAAUUGUAAAGCGUAACAUAUAAAUACAUAAUAUUAUAUAUUAUUUAGGUUUAUGAGGUUGUACUUGAGUAAGAAAUAUUCAUCUCUUUAAUGAAUUCUUGUACUAUUUAGGCAUCACAAUUUGUUAACUUUAUAUGUUUACCUACACAACUUUUUGCAUUUUUUUACCUACUUAUUAACAAAAAGAAAAUCACACAUACGUUGAAAACAUAUACUAAACUUGUCAAAAGGUAUUUUGUGGAUAGAAAUCAGAAAUGUUUAGUCUAGGAAAGUGCAUUUCGUAUGCGCUUGACGCACAGUUACACCGGAAUUGAUGGUCAAGAUAGAAAGAAGCCCCUUCUUUCCAUCUUGACUAUGAAUUCCAGUGUAAGUUUGAGAGGCGCUUACAUAACAUCUGAUUCAUCGCUGCCUCAUCCAAAUACGCAAUGAGGCUAUUUCAUAUUCUUCUAAAACUUUUACAAAAACAUCUAGUAUUAAGUUUUUACAAUCAUGAACAUUGUCCUCGAAGUAUUAUAACGACCGUAUGAAUCUCUCUCUGUAUUAGAAUUAAGCUUUCUAGUCAAAAAUUGAUAUCAUAUUUCUUAAAAUUGGUCCUAUUGGCGGAAUUGACUAUUGGAAUUUAGUUUUUUAAAAAUUGAUAAAAGAUAUGCAGCGAACAUAUCAUGUUUGUGAGCAAGAGCCACUGUUUGGGGAAAAUUUAAAAUAUUUGAUCUCACUUCCGUAUAAUUGAUGUGUUGGAUGAAAAAACUGAAUUAAAGUAGGUAUAUGAUUAUAUUUCAAUCAAUAGACACACAUUCAGUAUGCAUUUUAAUAGAAAUAUACAUACUUACAUACUGUAUGCUCAGAUUUCUGAAAAAUUAAUAGAAUAAACAGAUAUAUUAUAUACCAAUCUUUUGGAAUAAGCUAAAAUUAAAAUAUCUGUGACAGCCGUUUUGUUUUUAGGUAUCCCUCAUGUGUAAAAAAAAACAAAAAUACUUAAUGCAAAUGUAUAUAAAUAAUAAAUUAUUAUUGUAUGGAAGUGACUGAAAAGCUUAUCUAUUAGAUAUUUUUAUUAUUUUUAGUAAGCACUUUAUAAUAAUUUGUAUACGAUAAUUUAUAUAGUAUGCUCAUUAGAGCUAUGCAAAGGAAUUAUGUUUUACCGUUUUCGCACAUAGCAGUUUUCCUUUUUAUACAAUAUCUGUCCUUCAUAUUUUAAAAUGUUGCAAUCAAGAGUCUGUGAUAAAGUUCUGUCAUAACCUCAACUAAAGAGUUUCUUGUUUGGUUAAAUAGAUGUUUUAAGUCCAUACACGAAGGUAUAGGUAAAAGUGGAGUUCGCAAUACUUACUUAUCGCUAUCCCACUUAGAGCGAAAGGUCGGACGUCAUGGACCUUGCACCAAUUUGGUAACUUAGUAGUAGGCAUGAAGAGCGAUUGAUCCAUAUUUAUCUAUACAUUCGUGUAAAUUAACUAAGUAGGUAACCUUUAUUUUGAAGUGGUGUAAGUUUGGCCUUGCCAUUAACUUUUUGUUUGCUGAUAUUGUUAUCAUCUGUAAAAAAUAUCGUGGAGCCAGAAAUGCAUUAGAAAUUAGAAUAAAUAAAGUGAUGCAAC
This is a messenger RNA of Maniola jurtina (meadow brown), 6004 nucleotides long. RefSeq lists its product as uncharacterized. Lineage: Eukaryota; Metazoa; Arthropoda; Insecta; Lepidoptera; Nymphalidae. Bases 385 to 1617 code for a protein of 410 amino acids. The record is from RefSeq and is a predicted model, not a curated record. The transcript is spliced from 9 exons.